CACGAAUGAAAAAAAUUUGACAGUUCAAUAAAAUAAAAUAAAAAAACAAAGGCAAAAAGUCCUGUAAUUUUUUCUUAUAAAAUUUCAUUUAAAAUUUAAAAAAAGAAGCAAAAAGGCAAUAUGUGUAUAUAAAAAAGUUGUGAGCGAAAUAAAUGAAAUGUUAAAAACAAUACUUUGGUUAAAAAAUAUUUGUGUGAAAAAAUUCCAAUAGAAAUCAAAUCAGGGGUUGAACACACUCUCGCAUAUACAGCCGACGAAUAGGCAUUUUAAAUUGUUAGAAAAGGUACAGAUAUAAACAAGAAAAGUCGUACAUAGCGGAUAAGAUGGAACAAAAUGCAAAUGAUCCAUUUGCAUCUGAAAAUAGUGGUACUGCUAGAUUCGUCGGCGGAGGAGUGGUAAGCGGGGACCACUCCCUUGAUAAUGGUGCUAUAGCUGGGAGCUCUGUCAUUGUGAGCAGCAAUACAGCUGGCACUGUAAAUGCUGGUCACGAAUACCAGACAAUGAAGCCGGGGUCAGGCGCCAACUUUAAGCAAGUGGGUCGUACUGAAAUUCCACACAGUGAAUUGGUAAAAAUGUUGUACUAUCUUGAAGGCGAACUGCAGGCUCGAGAUGUUGUAAUAGCGGCCUUACGUAACGAACGUGUCAAACAAUAUAUAUCUCAACUUAAAAGCAAAAGACUCCAGCCUAGUGACCCUCACGUAGCUAUUUUUCGCGACAAAGUUGCAUUGUCAGGCAACUUAAUAUCGAGGGAAUCGUCUACACAAGCUGCCCAAGCUGAAAUGGAAGUGCGACAAAUUAUUGAACAACAAAUGGAACAGUUGUAUCAAAUGGUCAACAAACAGCGGGCUACACAUCUACGAAUGGUCAACAUUUUGACAGAGUCGUUGGAAAACAAUCAGCGCAUGUUGCAGGAGCUGGAAGAUGAGAAACGAAAGCAUGAGCACGAUACUGCACAGGGAGACGACAUAACUUAUGGCUUAGAAAUGGAACGAACUAAGCUAAGGCAAGAACUGGAGGAAGAAAGAGCUCAGGUGAAAAAACUAGAAAAAGAUUUAAAAAAGUUGCAAGAAACAUUAGAUUUUGAACGUAAUCGCCAAAAGCAAAUAGUACUAUUAUUAAUUGCCGAAAGAAAAAAGAUUAUGAUGAAAUACAUUGAGGAAGGAAAACGUUCUGAAGAUUUGGCACAAAUCUUGGCAGAAGAAAAACAACGUUCUGAUAAUAUAGCUGAAGGUUUAGAAGAAGAAAGCAAAAAAUCGUUGCGUAUGGAAGAAGAAUUAGAAAAGCAAGUAGCUGCUUCUGACCAAGAACGUAAACUCAUUAAAGCAAAUCUAGCUAAGGAAGAACUUCGUGUCAAAGAACUGGAACAGGAGCUAAUAACUUUAAGAGCUGAAAAUGAGGCUUUAAAAAAACAUCAACUUCAGCAAAAUGCCACAAUGAGCAGCAAUACUGCAUCCAAAUCUAGAGCGUUUACUGAAGAUGGAUGUGCCACGCCAAUGGUGAAUAUAGCCAAAAUAGUACAACCUACGGCGACAGUAUCUAGCGUCCCUGUAUCUGGACCCACAACUGGUAUCGCUCUGUCCCUUACCCCAGCAAUAAAUUUACGUACGGGUAUAGCUACAGCUCCUUCGAAUCUAACACCUUUACCUCAAAUAGCUGCUGCUGCAACAAUAGUAGUGCAGUCUUCAACAGUUGGCAAUGAUGCCACUUCAUGCACACCAACACCAGGGACGGUUUUGGCUCCUAUUACUUCAGCAUCUGUUGCACAAAAAGCACAAACGGCAGCUCCUUCAUCGCCAUCACCGGCCAAAAUGCAACCAACAGCAACAAUACAACGUGCUCCCGGUGGUAAAUAUUCAGCUUUAGCAGCUGCUGCAGCGGCAGGCCACUCACUUGACCAAGCUCCAUCACCUCAUCCCGUACCAAUAGCGGUACCGCCUGUAACUGUGCCACCAGCUGGCGCCAGAGGUGCUCCCCCACCCAUACCACCCAAUAAACCAAUAGUCCCACCAAAGCGUGAACCCUCAUUAUCGCGCCUUGGCUCUAUAACUGGUGCUGCAAGUGUAGCGGCUGUCGCCUCAUCAGCUUCUACCGCUGCCAAUGCAAAAAAUUAAUUCAAUUCUAUUAAAUUUACUCUAAGUAAUAAUCAAUGACAUAUAAAAACAAAAUCUACAUUAUACGAUAAAGAAUAAUACUCUCAAAUUACUUUAUACAAAUCAUGAUACUAUAAACAAUUGAUAUUUAGAAAGUUAUAAAACUACAAACAAACAUAAUAUAAUAUAUAUAUAUAUAUAUAUACAUAUAAUAUAUUCCAAGAACGACAAAAAAUUAAGUAAUCUCAAAAUUAUUAAAGAAAAAUUUACAUACGAGUAUAUCGUUAGCUUUGUGUGCAAACGAGCUAACAACAUACUAAAAUCGUUGGUUUUAAUCAUUUUUGAAAUCUGUCAAUGCAGUUUUAUUACUUAUUUGGUAUGAUUUAACUCUGUUAUUGGAUUUAAAGUCAAUAUUUCCUUACAAAUUUUAUAAUUUACGUUUUUUGGUAGAAAUUUAAUGAAUAAAUAACGGUGGUAACUUUUUGCAAUUUUGAUAAAAUAAAAAAAUGGACUUGGCAUUUCUGCCAUAGUAUAAUUAAGAGAAAAACGAACGAAAUAACUGUAAACUUUGUUUACCCGAACUUAUUCUAAUAUUUUGUAUUAAAAUCUAAAUUUUCAUAAAAAGUGGACUUAGUACAUUUGCACAUUAAGCUAACUAUAUUUUGUUUUAACAAUGAUUUUCAAUUGUAAAAUCAAUAGAAAAUAAACUCGAUUAUUAAGUAUUAUCAUCAAUAUCUACCCAUCCUUUACAAAAACAUAAAACACAUUCUACUUAAUAUAUUAAAGAUAAAUACUAUAUAUAGAAAGCAGCUAAUUUAAGAAUAAACCAUUUUUUAAGAUUCGUUUAAACGUAAGCUGCCUAAAUGAAUGAUGCUAGUUUCGUUUAAAAUACUUACUUACAUGCAAACAUCUUCCUACUUACGUCUAUCUAUCUAUCUAUCUAUACACACAUUAUAAAUAGAAUACAAACAAAUAAUUAAUAAAGAACGGCUAGUAAGCGAAUUCGCAUAAUUUAAAUUUACCGUCUAUAAAUUUUAA
Molecule: messenger RNA, 3128 nt
Organism: Calliphora vicina (urban bluebottle blowfly)
Lineage: Eukaryota; Metazoa; Arthropoda; Insecta; Diptera; Calliphoridae
Gene: Naus
Product: Nausicaa
Exons: 5
Coding region: 324-2111 (595 amino acids)
Source: RefSeq, a predicted model, not a curated record